CAAGUUUAUCCUCGCUAAAUGUUCUGCCUCUGAACUGUCUCUGAGCACGUGUGUGUGGAUUGUUUUGGUUCAUGACAGAAGCGGUGAGUGAGAGCGGAGGUUUUGUCCAGUGGAGACGCAGUGAGAUCAACGACUGAACUGGCCGUGCAUGACGCGCAACUGCAGAAUGAUCCAGUCUUACUGUAAAUAAAAACCCACAAGAAUGUCUUCACUGUCAGCAUUUGGAUGGAUUCUUCUCUCUCUCCUCACUGGGGAAACAUUAGCUCAGACAGAGGCUUCUUGGUGCACAGUUGGACCAGCCCAGAGCUCACACCCUGUGCAGGGUCUGCUGGAGCGCUUUGAGGCAGGUCCCGGGUGCUCUGCCAGGGAAAGCGGCCCCAAAGAGACCCAUGUGAUUGCAGUGGGAAGAGCAUCAAAUAGCCCUGAAAACAAAGUGACCAUGUUGCUGACGCCCCUGUCUCGCUCUCCUGGACUUCUGCGGACGAUCCACCUUCUGCUCAGCUCCAAACAGCCUGUGACCUGGAGCUUAGAAGGAGACAAGCUGCCUGCUCAAUUCACAGUAAUGGUGCAGGUGUCGUCCCAGUCCACAGUGCAGUCCAACUCCCUGGAGGUGCAGGUUCAAACAAUGGAUUCAUUGCCCUUUCGCCCCCGAGCUCUUCACCGCUGGGCUUUGAGACACCAUGGAAACAUCACCUCUCUGACACACUCUGCACACAGCAACCACGUUUAUAUCAAAUUGGGACAAGAUCAGAAUCAGACUACAGCCUGUCACUUGCGGUCGAUGUUCCUCUCUCCCAACUACAUGACCUCUGACCUUCAGCCCCAGGAAGUACAGGGCUGCUCCCUCAUGACCUCAGGGGCUGUUGGUACCCAUAGUCCUGAAGUGCACAUUAUUAAACUUCACUCUGCUGGCUCUGGUCUCUGUGGCUCUUUGCAGGUGGAGGUGGAGGUCUCUCUUAUCCCCUCAGUCAAGUCCAGGGUUCACAACAUCGUACUUAUUCUCAGUAGCUCUGUGCCUGUUAACUGGGCCAUUGUGGCAAGAGGCAUUCAAGGCCGCGUGGAUAUUUAUUCUUCAAACAGCGUGUCCCCACCCUUUCCCCCUGAACGAAACCUGAGUGUGUCCAGCAGACUCCACACUGACCUGUCGACUGUGUCCGACCUGCUGCUCUGGGCCCGGGACAGAGGCUUCCCCACAGUCACUUCCUACACUGAGGCAGAACUGGCCAACCGAUUCAGGAUUCACCUCACCAGGCUUGGGGCAGAGUUGUCUCCACAGGAUGGCAGGCCGCCCUGGAUGGAAGAGCAGUGGCUCAGGGAGUGGCUGAGUGAUUCUCCUGCUGGAGAUGGAGAGAGUUUCUCAGUGCAGUGUAAAGAUGGACAACUGAGUGUGACAGUGGAACAGAGCAUCCUGCAGAGGUUGUCUCUACCUGUAUCUGCUAUAACGCUUCGAGACCCGACAUGCCAGGCCCAGUCCAAUGGGAGCCAUUUCCUGUUGGUGUUCCCAGUCAUUUCCUGUCAGACAGAGGGAAACCUUCUGGGACCCUCAGGAGGGGUGCGAUACAAAAACACGGUUUUUUUCUGGAGAGACAAGCUUCCAAGCAUUUUGGAUUUAAAUGCAACAGAACUGAAGUCCAAACGUCCACUAAGCAUCCAUUUCACCUGUUUGGCCUCAUCUCCUACUCUCAGCUUUGGUGGUGAUGUAGAUAGUGAGAGCCCUCCUUACAUCAUGCCUCCCUGGGCUCCUCCAGGUUCAAAAUCAGAAGAGCAAAGGAGACCGCCAUCACCCGGACGCAGGCCUGGUCCUGAGCUGGCCAUGAGGCUUUUUGUGUCCGAAACAUAUGAGGAGAAGAGGAUUGGCCCAUGUGUAAUCACUGCAGAUCACCGAGUCUACACUGAGAUUUCAACAAAAGGGUCCUUGGUUGGUGUAAUUAAAGUCAGGUCAUGUAUCAUCUCACCACAGUCAGAUCCAAAAAAGUCCCCAUUUUGGAGUGUCAUCAGGGAUGGCUGCUCCUCUGAUGACUCACUUAUUCUUAGCCCAGUCAUUAAACAUGACAAUGGUAGUGCAAAUGAAAAAAUGGAAAAAGACAAUAGUUUUGAUGUGAGCAGAACUGACAGAAGUACAAGAGACACAGGAGGGACAGAGAGGAGAAGUGUGGCAGUAGAGGAGCAGGUGCUGAGGUUCAGUUUUAUCAUGAGAGCGCUGUAUAAUGAGUCCAUGCAGUUCCUCCACUGCAGCCUGCUUCUGUGCACCUCUGAGACAUCAGCAGAAGGGUCCAUAGUACUGACAGGGGACUGUCGCACUGAGACAAGGAUUCCUCCUCUGAUUUCCACAGCAACCGCACACCAGUGUGAGAUUCGAAAUCUGUCCAGACCUAUGGUGGUGACCAGGCCCAUCAGCUCUCUAGCCCCAAAACCAAGGUCGCCCCCUACUGGACAAAGAUUUAAGAGGCUGAGUGUGUCUCCACUGACGAGCCCAGACCCUGAGCACAUCAGCUCCAUGGUGCAGAUAGGACCACUGAUGGCAAUCGUGUUUACAGCCUUUGUGAUGGGCACUUGUCUGAUGGGGGCACUCUGGUACAUCUACAGUCACACAGGUCAAACACAUCUCAGAGACAGCCUGAGAGAGGAAACACUCAGAGGUCGCAGUCUGCUGAAUCCAUCGUCACAGUCCAUUCAGGUCCAACAGCUCUGUGUGAAAGGUGAUACUACUAGAUACUCACCAAAUGCGAAAUAA
Messenger RNA from Periophthalmus magnuspinnatus, 2734 nucleotides. RefSeq names its product endoglin, like (gene engl). The transcript is spliced from 16 exons. The coding region runs from base 203 to 2734 and encodes 843 amino acids. NCBI's taxonomy places the organism in Eukaryota, Metazoa, Chordata, Actinopteri, Gobiiformes, Gobiidae. The record is from RefSeq and is a predicted model, not a curated record.